AUGACACCAGAAGAAACUAUUGAAAACUUUAAGUUAUUAGGGCUAAGUGAACAAAAGGCGAAAGAAACUUUAAAAAAUGCCAACGUUACAAAGAGCCUGCUGGCUGUAUUAAAUGAGGUCGAUGUUAAAAAUAUACCCAACGGAUCGGGUUUACUACUUUACCAUCUGGCUACAAAAAUUAAGCCACAAAUCGCCGACAAAUUAUCAUUUGUAUGUAAAUACAUAGCAAAUGGAAAUUUGGAUUCCACACUGAGAGUAGAUGCAGCAUUAGAAUACCUUUUAGCAAAUGUGAAUGAUUCAAAGGUCAAUAUUGAUAAAUUUGUUGAAGCUUGUGGUAUCAAUGUUGUUAUAACUCCUGAACAAGUGGAACAGGCUGUCGAGAAACAUAUGGCGAAGUAUAAAGAGGAAUUAUUAGCUAAGAGGUACCAUUUCAACUCUGGUAUUAUCAUGCAAGCUGUGAGAUCUGAUCUCAAAUGGGCUGAUGGCAAGGCUAUUAAAAAUGAAGUUGACAUUCAGAUCCUGGAUUUGUUAGGUCCAAAAACAGAUGCUGAUUUGGCUCCAGUGCGUAAAGCUGAAAAAAAAUCUAAAGGCGACGGCAAUAAAAAGCCUAAAUUGGAGGAGAAACAAGGUUCAAAACCUGCCGAUGAGUUAUCAGCAUCAGGAGAUAUUGGUAGUGCAAUGUCAGUGCCGGAGUUAAUGAAGAAGUUACCUUUCCAUGCUCCGGGUGAAAACUUUAAAAGUGACGGUUAUGUUGUGACGCCAAACACAAAGAAGCUUCUAGAAGAACACCUCAAAGCUACAAAUGGCAAAGUAAGAACACGUUUUCCUCCCGAGCCAAACGGCAUUCUGCAUAUAGGACAUGCAAAAGCUAUUAAUAUAAACUUUGGCUAUGCCGCAGCCCAUGACGGUGUUUGCUUUUUGAGGUACGACGAUACCAACCCUGAAAAGGAAGAAGAAAAAUUCUUUGUAGGAAUAAAGGAUAUGGUGGAGUGGUUAGGAUACAAACCAUAUAAAAUUACUCAUUCAUCUGAUUACUUUGACCAGUUGUACGAGUGGGCUGUGAAAUUAAUAAAGAAGGAUUUAGCAUAUGUUUGCCAUCAAAAGUCUGAGGAAAUCAAGGGUUUUAAUCCACCACCAUCACCUUGGAGAAAUAGACCCGUUGAGGAAAGCUUACAAUUAUUUGAGGAUAUGAAAAAUGGUAAAAUUGAUGAAGGGGAAGCAACACUUAGAAUGAAAAUUACCCUAGAAGAGGGUAAACAGGACCCCGUGGCGUACAGGAUAAAAUUCAAACCACACCAUAGAACUGGCAAUAAAUGGUGUAUUUACCCCACAUAUGAUUACACACACUGUCUGUGUGAUAGCAUUGAGAAUAUCACCCAUUCGCUAUGCACCAAAGAGUUUCAAUCAAGGAGGUCUUCAUACUACUGGUUGUGUAAUGCUCUAGAUAUUUACUGCCCCGUACAAUGGGAGUAUGGAAGAUUGAAUGUUAACUACACAGUGGUCUCUAAAAGGAAGAUCGCUAAACUUAUAGAGCAGGGCAUUGUUAAUGACUGGGAUGAUCCUCGUUUGUUCACGCUAACAUCGCUUCGUCGUCGCGGCGCGCCUGCACAAGCUAUUAAUUCUUUUUGCGCUGGUCUUGGUGUAACCGGGGCUUCUGGUGCUUUAGACCCAAGUGUAUUAGACGCAGCUAUCAGAGACGUACUUAAUGUUACAGCACCUAGGGUCAUGGUAGUUCUGGAGCCGUUGAAAAUAACUAUCGUCAAUUUCCCAAGCGACAAACCAGUGACCAUAGAAGUACCAGAUUUCCCUACAGAGCCUGAGAGAGGUUCCCACACUGUUAUAUUGGAUCGUGUUCUUUAUAUAGAGGCAUCGGACUUCAAAGAGAAAGAGGAAAAAGGAUAUCGCCGUCUCACUCCCACACAAUCAGUCGGUCUUAGACACGCGGGAUAUGUUAUAACAGUAAAGAAUGUUAUAAAAGAUAGUACAGGCAAAGUCUCGGAAUUGGAGUGUACUUGUGAGACAAGUGAUGUCGCGAAGAAACCGAAAGCUUUCAUACACUGGGUGUCAAACCCCGUGCCUGUAGAAGUUCGGUUAUAUGAACUGCUAUUCGAACACAAGAAUCCUGAAGAUACAACUGAAGUCCCGGGAGGAUUUCUGUCAGAUUGUCGUAAAAACAGUUUGGAGGUUGUAAAGGCGUAUGCUGAUAGUUCCAUACGAGGGGCGAAGGUUUACGACAAGUUUCAGUUCGAGAGGAUAGGAUUCUUCUCCGUGGAUCCUGAUACAACAUCCAACGAGAUUGUCUUCAAUAGGACUGUCUCGCUCAAAGAAGAUGCUAAUAAAUGA
Danaus chrysippus (African queen) is the source of this 2343-nucleotide messenger RNA. The record is from the annotation of a GenBank genome assembly. Lineage: Eukaryota; Metazoa; Arthropoda; Insecta; Lepidoptera; Nymphalidae.